This is a messenger RNA of Lampris incognitus (smalleye Pacific opah), 5719 nucleotides long. RefSeq names its product intersectin 1 (SH3 domain protein) (gene itsn1). The coding region runs from base 165 to 5561 and encodes 1798 amino acids. The record is from RefSeq and is a predicted model, not a curated record. Gene Ontology annotation, biological process: positive regulation of Rho protein signal transduction; intracellular signal transduction. The transcript has 46 exons. Lineage: Eukaryota; Metazoa; Chordata; Actinopteri; Lampriformes; Lampridae. Gene Ontology annotation, molecular function: guanyl-nucleotide exchange factor activity; calcium ion binding; protein binding.
AACCGCUAAAGAAUCACAGGAGAGUGUUUCGCUGAUUAAAGGACGUCGCUCGGGAGAGGAUACGAUACGGUCACGCAAUCUUAAAGCACCACACCUAGUCAAAUAAUUAAAGGAUGGAAAUUAAACUAUGAGGUGUUGUGAAGCUGCAGAAGACUGAGUGAACCAUGGCGCAGUUCCCGACCACAUUCCCAGGGCCAAUAUCAGAUGUGUUUCUGAUCUCAGUGGAUGAGAGAGCCAAACAUGACCAGCAGUUUCACAGUCUCACCCCCACAGCUGCAGGUUACAUCACAGGUGACCAAGCAAGAAACUUCUUCCUCCAGUCAGGGCUGCCCCCUCCCAUCCUGGCCCAGAUCUGGGCCCUGGCUGACAUGAACAGUGACGGGCGUAUGGAUAUCCAUGAGUUCUCUAUCGCCAUGAAACUCAUCAAACUGAAACUCCAGGGUCACCCUCUGCCUCCCAGCCUGCCCCCCAGCAUGAAACAACCCCCACUCUCUAUACCACCACAGACCGGCUUUGGCAUGCCUCCGAUGGCUCCCAUACCAACUGCUCUGCCAGGAGUCCCCCCUCUCCCACUGCCUCCUCUUCCCGUAGGGGUAUCCCCUCCCCUCGUCUCCUCUGCCCCCCCUCCCCUCCCCCCUCCCAUUGCCAAUGGAACUCCCCCCACAGGCAUGAUCCAGCCAGUCGCAGGCUUCUCCCUCCCAGCUUCCUCUAUCAACAAGUCGUCUUCGUUCUCUCGUUCAAAUACCAAGCUCCAGAAGGGGCCAUCCUUUGAUGCUGUUGGUGCCCAGACCCCUCCCUCUCACUCUGAUUGGGCGGUACCUCAGUCCUCUAGGCUUAAGUAUAGACAGCUCUUCAACUCCCACGACAAGAUGAUGAGUGGACACCUCACUGGUCCCCAGGCUCGCACUAUCCUAAUGCAGUCCAGUCUUCCUCAGAGCCAGCUGGCUUCUAUAUGGAAUCUAUCAGAUAUUGACCAAGAUGGAAAACUAACUGCUGAGGAGUUUAUCCUGGCCAUGCACCUCAUAGACAUGGCAAUGUCUGGUUUACCACUGCCACCUGUGUUGCCACCAGACUACUUACCACCCACAUUCAGGCGUGUACGUAGUGACAGUGUUCAGUCGGACCAGAAAAGUGUCCAGGAGGAGAAAGAAGAAGAAACGGAGAGCAGCCAGGAAAAGAAACUACCGGUGACCUUUGAGGACAAGAAGAGGGAGAACUUUGAGCGAGGGAACCUAGAGUUGGAAAAGAGACGACAGGCCCUGUUGGAGCAGCAGAGAAAAGAGCAGGAGAGGCUUGCUGCACUGGAAAGAGAAGAGCAGGAAAGGAAGGAGCGUGAGCGUCUGGAACAGGAGAGGAGAAGACAACAGGAACUGGAGAAACAACUAGAGAAGCAGAGAGAGCUGGAGAGACAGAGAGAGGAGGAGAGACGCAAAGAGAUCGAGAGGAGAGAGGCUGCUAAACGGGAGUUGGAGCGUCAGCGUCAGCUAGAGUGGGAGCGCCAGCGUCGGCAGGAGCUGCUGACCCAGAGGAACAGGGAACAGGAGACCAUAGUAUUGCUCAAAGCAAGGAAGAAGACCCUGGAGUUUGAACUGGAAGCUCUUAAUGACAAGAAAUCUCAGUUAGAGGGUAAACUCCAAGAUGUUCGGUUUCGCCUGUCAGCUCAACGGAGAGAAGUGGAGCAGACCAAUCAGACCAGAGAAACACGCAUUGCUGAAAUUACCCAGCUACAACAGCAGCUGCAGGACUCCCAGCAGUGGCUAGGAAGACUAAUCCCUGACAAACAGUGUCUUAAUGACCAACUGAAACAUGUUCAACAAAACAGCCUGCAUCGUGACAGUCUGUCUUCCCUGCAGAAGGCAGUAGAGCAGAAGGAGACCAACCGACAGCAGCUAAGAGAACAGCUAGAUGCUGUAGAGAGAGAGACCAGGUCCAAACUGUUGGAGAUAGACGCUUUCAACACUCAGCUAAAGGAGCUGAGGGAGAUCCACAGCCGGCAGCAGAGACAGAGGCACAAGGAGUUGGAGGCAGACACACAUGCACUGACACAUACACACUCACACACACACACAUCGGGCGAGAGGAGGUCUGCUGAACUGCAGGAGAGUAGGUUGUCAUCAGAGGAGGGCGAUGCCUGGCGAGAGGACGGGGGGAGCUCUGGCCCCAAAGCUCCCAGCCCUGCAUCUAGCUCUACCUACCAGGCUUGGCUGAACAGAGUGACCCUGGAUGCGGAAGAGAGAACUAGAAGAGGGCUGGAGGAGGAGGACGAGGGCAGAAAGAGAGUGGCAGGGGCAGAGGAGAAGGACGAGGAGGGCAGAGGCAAGAAGGACAUGCAGGAGAAACUAAACAAGCUGUUUAGUCAGCAGGCUGACCCCUGGGCUUCAACAGGUACAGAAGGGAAGACUCCACCAUCCAGUGUGUUCGACCAGAAGGCCUCCGUUAGCAGCCUUGACCAACAACAACAACAACAGCAGUCAGUGAAGGUGGUCUACUACAGGGCUCUAUAUCCCUUUGAUGCUCGCAGCCACGAUGAGAUCAGCAUUGCUCCUGGAGACAUAGUCAUGGUGGAUGAGUCCCAAACAGGGGAGCCUGGUUGGCUAGGGGGAGAGCUGAGGGGGCGGACUGGUUGGUUUCCCGCCAAUUACGCAGAGCGAAUCCCAGACAGCGAAGCCCCGAUCAGUCUACGCUCCUCUGCCACGGCCACAUCCACCCCAGCCCAACAACCAAUAGCCACACCUCCUCCAGCACCUGGACCUACUACUUCCACAUCCUCAACCAAUAGCAAUUGGGCUGACUUUAGCACCACUUGGCCUGCCAGUACAGCCCCCCAAUCAGAAAGUGAGGGAUGGGACGCCUGGCCAACCUCUUCCACUAAUCAGAACCCAUCCCUCAGCGUUCCUUCAGCGCAGCUACGGCAACGCUCUGCUUUCACUCCUGCUACAAUGACAACAGGCUCCUCUCCUUCUCCUGUACUGGGACAGGGUGAGAAGGUAGAGGGUCUCCAGGCUCAGGCAUUGUAUCCCUGGAGGGCCAAGAAAGAGAACCAUCUCAACUUUAACAAGAAUGAGAUAAUAACGGUACUGGAGCAGCAAGACAUGUGGUGGCUAGGUGAGCUGCAGACUGGGCAGAGAGGCUGGUUCCCGAAAAGCUACGUCAAGCUCAUCUCUGCCACCAUGACUGCCCCUGCCUCAGUCCAACCACGCAGCAAGAAUGCCAGUGAGUCUGGAGCAUCAGAUAGCCCCCCCAGUGUGAAACGCCCCUCUCCUUCCCCCACUAAGCCAUCUGAGUCUGGAGAAGAGACCCUUCCCUCUAAGGGGACAAGUGGACCCGAACCAUGGCAGGAAAAUGCCCCCCACAGCAUAACAGAGCCCCCGGACCCCCUCACUGUAGUGGUCAAGCAUUCAGAAUAUAUAGCCAUGUACACCUAUGAAAGCAGUGAGCAGGGGGACCUGAGUUUCCAACAAGGGGAUGUCGUCAUGGUUACUAGGAAAGAAGGGGACUGGUGGACAGGUGUGGUCGGAGGCAAGACCGGGGUAUUCCCUUCCAAUUACGUGAAACCGCGGGACUCUGCCUCUGAGUCUUUGGGAUCAGCAGGGAAGACCGGCAGUUUAGGAAAGAAACCAGAAAUAGCCCAGGUGAUUGCCCCCUACAGUGCGACAGGAGCAGAGCAGCUGACUUUAGCUCCAGGACAGCUCAUCCUCAUUAGGAAAAAAAAUCCAGGGGGCUGGUGGGAAGGAGAGCUUCAGGCCCGAGGGAAGAAGCGCCAGAUUGGCUGGUUUCCAGCCAAUUAUGUUAAACUAUUAAGUCCCAGUACAAGCAAAACAACACCCACUGAUCCUACCCCGCCUAAAUUGGGCUCUACAGCUCUGUGUCAAGUGAUUGGUAUGUACGACUAUGUAGCCCAAAAUGACGACGAGCUGGCGUUCCAGAAGGGUCAGGUCAUCACAGUGCUCAGCAAGGACGACUGCGAUUGGUGGAAGGGAGAACUCAAUGGGAGGGAGGGGCUGUUUCCUAGCAACUACGUAAAACUUACCACAGAUACGGACCCGAGCACCCAGUGGUGUGCUGACCUCCACCUUCUGGACAUGCUGAGUCCCAUGGAGAGAAAGCGGCAGGGAUAUACACACGAGCUCAUUGUUACUGAAGAGAACUAUGUCAACGAUCUGCAGCUUGUCACUGAGAUCUUCCAGAAGCCUCUGUUGGAGUGUGAGCUGCUGACAGAGAAGGAGGUGGCAAUGAUCUUCGUCAACUGGAAGGAGCUCAUUAUGUGCAACAUCAAACUGCUCAAGGCUCUGAGAGUCAGGAAGAAGAUGUCAGGUGACCGCAUGCCAGUGAAAAUGAUUGGUGAUAUCCUGACCAACCAGCUGCCUCACAUGCAGCCCUAUAUCAGGUUCUGCUCAUGUCAGCUGAAUGGAGCUACACUGAUUCAGCAGAAAACUGAUGACAAUCCUGAGAUCAAAGAUUUCCUCAAGAGGUUAGCUAUGGAUCCCAGGUGUAAGGGAAUGCCUCUUUCCAGCUUCCUUCUCAAGCCAAUGCAGAGAGUCACGCGCUACCCACUCAUAAUCAAGAACAUACUAGAGAAUACACCAGAAUCCCAUCCGGACCACAGCCAUCUGAAAACUGCCCUGGAGAAAGCUGAGGAGCUGUGUUCACAGGUAAAUGAGGGCGUCAGGGAGAAGGAGAACUCAGACCGUCUGGAGUGGAUCCAGGCUCACGUUCAGUGUGAGGGCCUAUCAGAGCAACUGGUGUUUAAUUCAGUCACCAACUGUCUGGGUCCCAGGAAGUUCCUCCACAGUGGAAAGCUGUUCAAAGCCAAGAGCAGUAAGGAGCUUUACGGGUUCCUGUUCAAUGACUUCCUACUGCUGACACAGGUGACCAAGCCUCUGGGUUCCUCUGGCUCUGACAAAGUAUUUUCCUCCAAAACGCACCUGCAAUACCGCAUGUACAAGACGCCUAUCUUCCUAAAUGAGGUACUGGUGAAACUGCCUACUGACCCAUCUGGAGACGAACCUUUGUUCCACAUCUCACACAUAGACAGAGUAUACACCAUCAGAGCUGAGAGUAUCAAUGAAAGAACGGCAUGGGUCCAGAAGAUAAAAGCUGCAUCAGAACUCUUCAUUGAGACAGAAAAGAAGAAGAGAGAGAAGGCUUACCUUGUCCGCUCUCAGAGGGCUACAGGUAUUGGCAGACUGAUGGUCAACAUUGUAGAGGGAAUCGAACUCAAACCCUGUCGCUCCCACGGGAAGAGUAACCCAUACUGUGAAGUAACCAUGGGGUCCCAGUGCCAUAUCACCAAAACGUUACAGGACACGUUAAAUCCAAAGUGGAACUCCAACUGUCAGUUCUUCAUUAAGGACUUGGAACAGGACGUCCUCUGCGUCACUGUCUUUGAACGGGACCAGUUCUCACCUGACGACUUCCUGGGUAGGACAGAGAUCCGGUUGGCUGAAAUUAAGAAGGACCAGGGCUCUAAAGGACCAAUCACAAAGCGGUUGCUGCUCCACGAGGUUCCAACGGGAGAGAUCGUUGUCAGGCUUGACCUCCAGCUGUUUGAAGAACCAUAAAAUCUGGACUGGAUUGAACUGGACUAGACAGGACCAGAUCUACAGCUGUUGGAAUUGUAAAACUUUGAGCAAGACCUCUGGCCUUGACAUGUUCGUAGUAGGCUGAAAGGCACGACUAGACUUGUCUGGUUUUUCUUGGUCAGGUCUGGUCUGGCUCA